GGUUCCUUAAUAUAAUGUUAAAUCUUGGAUGUUGGAGUUCUCACGACUCUGUUCCACGGCAAGGCUUCAGUGGCGGAACGCGUCUGCACGCCGGGCUCAAUCAUCCUGACAUCCCAUGCGUCUCUUUGCUCUCCCUCUCACAAAGGCAAUACCGGGGAAGCAUGAAUCAUUAGUGUAUUACCUCGCUCAUCUCCCUCCAAAGCCGAAGACCAGGGCAGAAACAAGAACUGGUCGUCUUGUUAAGCUUGCGACAAAUCAAGCGACAGAAACGUGGUCAAGAUGGUCGAAAGCCCCAGAGUCAAGCUGGAAGUUUAAAGUAUACUCCCUGGGCAUGAAGGCUCAACGUCAGCUGGAUUUUGAAGAGCUUGCUCUGAAAUCUAUUGAUCCAGCCCUUGGCCCACGCAUCACUUCAUCAGGCGAAGGAGCAGGAGUUGUCAAGGCUGUUCGAGAUGGGAAACCAGUUUCAGUAAGGAUCCCUAUCAUCCAUCCCCCAUCGUUCCGGUCAUUGACAUCAGAGCCACCCCUUGCAAAUCUCAGGAAGUAUGCAUCGCAUAGGGUACCCAAGCACAAGAAACUAUUUUACACUUACAUUUUUGCUGCUCCGUUUACUGCUCCAUUUAUGUUAAUUCCCGUAAUCCCCAACAUUCCGUUUUUCUUCUGCGUGUGGAGGGCGUGGUCUAAUUAUCGCGCAUACAAAGCUGCCGACUAUCUCUUAACUUUACUAUCGUCAAAUACUCUGGUACCAACAGCCAGCGAGACAUUAGAGUCUAUUUACCGACACACCCCCUACAAGGUGACACCACACCCUCCCCAAUCUUCGGCUGACAGGGAUUCGAAUCCCUCUCGCCUUUCACAAGCCACGUCGCCAUCAAUCAGUGUGCUUCUCAGGGAGGAUGAGGUGCCACAGAUCCUGGAUGCCUUCGGGCUACCCAAGGAGUCGGGACCUGAUCUCCUCCGAGCAAUUAAGCAAGCGCGGAUGCGUAUUCAUACCUAGUUUGCUCGCAGAAGACGCUAGCCCUUACGCCAAUAUCGUUGUCGAACAGUGACAGUGUAGAACUAAUUGUGUAUUAUGCGAAGGGGGGGCGGACAUAUAUGCGAUACCUGUAUACUUUGCCCAAACGAUAUGUUACAUCCUCGCUGCGCACGGCCG
Cantharellus anzutake is the source of this 1150-nucleotide messenger RNA. Its product is annotated as mitochondrial K+-H+ exchange-related-domain-containing protein. Gene Ontology annotation, cellular component: mitochondrial inner membrane. NCBI's taxonomy places the organism in Eukaryota, Fungi, Basidiomycota, Agaricomycetes, Cantharellales, Hydnaceae. Gene Ontology annotation, biological process: potassium ion transport; proton transmembrane transport. The record is from RefSeq and is a predicted model, not a curated record. The coding region runs from base 116 to 994 and encodes 292 amino acids. The transcript is spliced from 4 exons.